GCAGCAUAUAAUCUCUAGCUAGUCUAAAUCAUAACCUAAAACAUAAAUUUACAGCAAGUAUACUUGCCUAAUGUAAGCUAGGCUAGUCUAAAUCACACAUUGCUUAGUAAACCAGGAAUCUAUAGUUCAUGUCAACAAUCGAUUAUUUUCUUUUUUAGCCGAUAGUCAGCCCACUCAUCCCUAUUGCAGAAGACAAAACGCGCAGAAAAUCAAGAAUUAUUUAAUUUAUAUUCGAGUUUUUUUAAGGAUAUUUGCCAAUCACAAACGAGGGUAGCAUGUGUGACACUGCUGCUCACGAGGACAUGGAUAAUUUCAUUGAAUAUGAAUACGCCCGGGAUGAUUGCAUAGAAAUAGAUGAGGACAAUCACGACGAACACGUCGAUGAGUAUGGUGGAAUAUAUAUUCAUGACGACUAUGAAAUUGUGGAAGCUCUUGAGGAUGAAGAUGAUGAGCAAAUUGGUCAUAAUGCCAUUAUUAUCAAACCUGAAACAAUGGAUGCCAAUAAUGACCACCACGAUAGCCUGCUGCUUAAGGCUGAACAGUUGGAGGUGGAACAGUCGUUGGUAACAGGAAAUGAAGGCGAUGAUGAUGAAUUCGAAUAUGAAGAACAUGUGGAAGAAGGCACAGGGGAUGAACAUGAGAAUGCCAACACAAAAACCCAAGUCGAGACAAUAGUACCUGAACACGUUGUGGAAGAAGAUGCAGAAGAGUCCAAAGAGGAAAUUAAGACAAUAACAACGACACAGGAAGACGAUAAAGAUAAGAACACGGCCCACAAAAGGUAUAUGCUGUUCGAUGAGCUUGUGGCCUGUAUUGUGGACUACGAUCCGGAUGGCACACCAAUUGUUGAGUUUUCCCUAUCCAAUUUAGAGACUGAUGAGAAACUACCCGUUGAGUGUGGCAUUUGUCCAGAAAUAAUGGCACGCUCCAAGAUUCCCAAACAUUUGAAAACCCACUUGGUGCCGGGAACAAAUCGCUAUCAAUGUGUCUAUUGUGAUGAAACGUACAAAGAUUGCAAAUAUUUGGCAGGUCAUGCCCGGCGACACAUGGGCAUCCGACCAUAUGUGUGUGAAAUUUGUAAAUUGUAUUUUUCUACAAAACAAGAUCUGAGGGUGCACAAUCAACGAAGGCAUCAAGAAAAAGAUCACAUUUGUGAGGUGUGUGGGAAAACCUUUGCCCAGAACACCCAAUUGAAACGGCAUCGAGAGGCGACCCAUGAGAAGAAACGGCGUUUUCAAUGUGAGCACUGUCCGAAGUCGUAUUACAAAAACUUUAGCCUGCAGGAGCAUGUGAGGGCCGUACACAUGGGCAAGAGACGGAUGAUAGUUUGUCCAUUUUGUGGCAUGCAGUGUCGUGAUGCCCACAAAAUGGCCCGACAUCGUAAGCUAAUGCAUUUACAUCAGACCCAUUUCGAGUGUCAAAUCUGCAAUGAGGAAUUCACCGACAUUAAUUAUUUCGAUGCCCACAAACGUUCAAUACAAUGCCGUAAUAAUACCAGACGUAAACUGGAAGAGGAGGCGUUGCUGCAGUCUCAAAAUGACCAGCAAGACCAGCAGCAACAAGAAUUCGAACAGCAGGAACAACAAUUACGGCCUAAAAGUGAAACAAUGGAGCAGGCCGGCGAAGAGGAUGUUCUUGAAGCCAAUGAACAGUAUAUUAAUCAAUUCGAGGAAGACGACGAAGUGGACGAGGAUGGCCAUGACAUUGAUAUGGGCACAAUACAAAUGAUAAGUGAGCAGGACAUUAAACAUUUAAUAAGCAGCCAUCAUCAGCCACAAGAUGCGGAAGAGUUUAUACUUAGCCAUCAUCUGCAACAGCAUAGAGACGAGCUUGGAAAUCCUGACGAUGUAAACGAUGAUGAGGAGUUAGUGUAUGAAAUUACAAUAGAUACCUAUAUGACUGCCCGUGAUGCCAUCAUCCAUGCCGAGGAUCUACUCAGUAUAGGCGGUCAUUUGAUUUUAAAUGAACGUGAAAAUCAAGUCGACGAAAUUUUUCUCCGCUACAAAUAUGAUGAAUUGGCUAGGGGUUUUCAGGAUGCCGAUCAGAAUGUGGGCGCUAUGCAUUUCUUCAAAGCCAAACCCAUGAUUGAACAGAGUAAAGUCUUUCAGUUUUUGCAACAAAUGCCCAAGGGGGCAUUAUUGCAUGCUCACACAUCGGCAACAGUCUCCUCGAAAUGGGUGGUGGAAAAUAUAUUCCAAAUGCCAGGACUCUUGAGAUGUGUACGAUCGGAUGGUGUUAGUAUAUUGAGUUUCCGUCGUAUGCCCGAAAAGCAUAACUGUACGAGCGAUUAUGUGUUGGUGAGUGAUGAAAGAAAUCGGGCAGAUUCCGCCGAAGGAUAUGACCAAUCAUUGGAGGGUCUUAUCAAUUUGUAUACACCCAUGCCAGAGUUGGAAUAUCCAACCAUAACUCGUGUCUGGACCCGAUUCCAGAACAUGUUCAGUACCAUGUCCGAUGUUUUGCUAUAUUUGCCCGCCUACCGGGCAUAUCACUGGCAAAUGUUGCAGGAAAUGUACGACGACAAUAUUAUGUAUUCCGAAGUUCGCAUGAAUAUGUACGAGUUGUACGAUGCCAAUAACAACACCUUUACGGGGGAACGUUGUCUGCUAGAACUCAUGCAUCUGGUGGCUCAAUUCAGACAACAACAUCCAGAUUUCUUGGGUAUUAAAAUAAUCAUUUCGCCCAGUCGUAAUACCGCUCCUGAGGGAAUACAGCAACGUUUCGAUAACUUUAAAAUGUAUCAUUCCCUGUAUCCCAAGACAUUGAUUGGCUUUGAUUUGGUGGGUCAAGAAGAUACGGGAAGGCCUUUGAUUGAAUUUGUCAGCAUUCUAAAUCAGCAACCCGAAACGGCUAAAUUCUUUUUCCAUGCUGGCGAGACAAAUUGGUUUGGUUCCCCAAUCGAUUACAAUAUCCUCGAUGCCCUGCUCUUGAACACCACACGUAUUGGCCAUGGCUAUGCCUUGAUAAAACAUCCCAUGUUAUGGAACGAGGUGAAGGCCCGUGACAUAGCCAUUGAAGUUAAUCCGUUAUCCAAUCAAAUAUUGCAUUUGGUAUGGGAUCUACGUAACCACCCCGGCGCUUUAUUCAUUGCCCAGGACAUACCCAUGGUGAUAUGCAAUGAUGAUCCUGGUUUCUGGAAUGCCAAGGGUUUGAGUUAUGAUUUCUAUUAUGCCAUUAUGAGUAUGGCGCCAAACAAUGCCGGCCUCAAGACUCUCAAGCAAUUGGUAUGGAAUUCUUUGAAAUAUUCAACAUUUGAUGAGUGUGAACGGAAGAAUGCCUACGAGUUGUUGCAAACAAAAUGGGAUCAGUUUAUUGAUAAUGUGCUUAACGGCAUUGUGAAAAUGGCCAAUAUGGAACAUUUGUUUACAAAUAUCCUUUUGGAUUUUAUAAAUGAACAUGAGAUAAUCGGUUAUGAUAUUAUUUCGGAAUUAAAUCGUUUCGAUCGUUUCAUACAGGGCCGGAAAACUAACGUCGAACAAAUUGUCACUGAACCGGAUAUAAAAAUUGAAUAUAUGGAGGAAUCGAAUGUUGAUGGUAUUUUAUUGGAUUAUGCCGAUUAUUCGUGGAAUGAUUGUGAUCAACCGAUAUAUACGUGUAAACUGUGUUCACAAAAUCCGGAAGAAGAACAACAACAGUUCACACAUUUGGAUGGAUUUCUCGGCCAUCUGAGAGACUGUCAUGUUGGCAAAAUAAUCGAAGAACAAAAACAAUACUAUUUCGAUAAAGAAUGUGAAAAGUUGUGGGUUACCGAAUUGGAGAGAAUAAAAAAGUUUAAAUAUCAACAUCACAGCGAAGAGUUUAUGAAGGAAAUCGAUGAGAUAUUGGGAAAUGAAGAAAACGAUAUGUUACGAAACGCAAGUUCCUUUGAAGUCCAAGAUAAUACAAAUUUCAAUAAUUCCGCUGUAAUGGACUAUCUAACACCACCAACUUCCAUUUGUGGUUCCCAGUCUCCAGCAAAUUCACAUUUAUCCGAAAGUUCACAAACACCAAGCUCACCAGCUACCAAUGCACACAACACCAACAACUCCAUGGACAAAAAAUCUGUUAAAAAGAAAAAGAAACGUACAUCCGGCCAAUGUGAUGUCUGCAAUCGGACAUUUAAUGAUUUGUAUAAUCUAAGGAUCCACAAAAUGAUACACAGUGGCGAAAAGCCUUUCCAGUGCGACGAGUGUGGCAAACGUUUUCGCCAAUAUAAUAAACUGAAAAUACAUCGCAUCACGCACACGGACCUCAAGCCAUACGUCUGUGAUAUAUGCAACAAAGGUUUUCGUUUUCGCAAUUACCUAUCGGUACACAAACGUUUACAUUCCGGUGAAAAUCCCUAUAAAUGUAAAUUUUGUAACGAGUUCUUUCAUUCGCUGCACUCUCGCCGUCUGCACACAAAGCUGGUGCAUUGUGAAGCGAAAACAUUUACCUGCCCCAUAUGCAGCAAAGUUCUAACGGCCCAGUGUUAUCUUACGGCGCACAUAAAGCGUCACACCAAUCAACGUGAUUACAAAUGUGAGACAUGUGGCAAAUGUUUCUUUAGUCAGUCGCAGCUUAAAGAUCAUCAGCUCGUGCAUACAAAUCUCAAGCCAUACCAAUGUGAUACAUGUUCGGCAAGAUUUCAACGCAAAUCAAAUUAUACACAGCAUUUGAAAAUCCAUACGGGAGAAAAGACUUAUGUCUGUCACAUUUGCAUGAAAUCCUUUGCCCAAAAUGCUGGUCUAUAUGGUCAUAUGAAAUCGCAUGCCAAAGCGAAUUGAAGGGGAUUGAGCAGAGUUUGUUUUUAAGAAUUGAAAAGGAAGACUUGAUAAAUUUAGG
Messenger RNA from Musca domestica (house fly), 4800 nucleotides. RefSeq lists its product as uncharacterized. Gene Ontology annotation, biological process: regulation of DNA-templated transcription; adenosine catabolic process. Gene Ontology annotation, molecular function: RNA polymerase II cis-regulatory region sequence-specific DNA binding; DNA-binding transcription factor activity, RNA polymerase II-specific; adenosine deaminase activity. Lineage: Eukaryota; Metazoa; Arthropoda; Insecta; Diptera; Muscidae. The coding region runs from base 276 to 4742 and encodes 1488 amino acids. The transcript is spliced from 8 exons. The record is from RefSeq and is a predicted model, not a curated record.